AUGCUACAGAAGGAUGAUUCUCCCUCUCUUACAUAUCCAUUAAUCAUGAUGAAUCACAAUAACUCACAUUUACAGUGUCCAAAGCUCUUCACAUCCAUUAUAGCUGUACAAUUCAAUACAUUUUUAUGGACUGAGUGUGACUUGAGAGGGCAUGCAAUUGACUGCGAGGACGGAGCAAGAGGUCAGCUAUUACAGAUCUUGCACAUCUACUUUCCUGGGGGGUGGAAGGGGGAUGCUACCCCAAUAACUGGAGCAGGGAUGGGGGAACCUGGGAGGCCCCCUCCAGAUGCUGCUGGACUACAAUUCCCAUCACCCCCAGCCAGCAUGGCCAAUGGUCAAGGCUGAUGGGAGGAGUUGGAGCGCAGUCAUACAUGAAUGGCCACAGGCUCCACAGUCCCACAUUACAGAAUGCAAAGGGAAAUUUGAUGGGCUGAGAGAGCAAGUGGCACAAAGCAGGAGUGGGAGACCUUUGCACAUGUUCUGCUUAUCAAUAUCCGGCUUAACAGACUAGGGUGCCCAGAACUGGACCCUGGUUCAUAUUAGUUCUCUGGAGUGGGUGUGGACUGGAAGGAUGCUGCUGAGCAAGUUAAUAUGGUUUGGUCCCUGACGCUGCCCUUCUUUUGUGACCAUCUUAUUCUGAGUCACAACCUCGAAAAAGCUCCCAAUCUCUCAAGAAAAAGCCCAAACUCUCCCACACUUGUAGCAGAGGAUUGAAGACAUUUUGAAUUUGGGCAAGAUGGAGAAUCUUGCUUACAGAAGAUGGGUUGCCUUGGAGAAGGCCAGUUCCACGAGGCAAACGUGUUGGGGUGUAUACUACCAAAUUAGCUAGUGGGUGCAGGAACAUCAAAAGAGUCCUGCUGGAUCAAACCAAAGGUCCAUCCAUUCCUGCAUCCUUUCCUUCAGUAGCCAACCAGAUACCGCUGGGAGACACCCACCUCCCCAAGCAGGGCUUGAAGGAAACAGCCUACUCUGGAUGGACCUGAGUGGCUGGGGCAACCCAGUCAGAUGGGCGGGUACAAAUAAUAAAAAUGUUGUUGUUGUUGUUGUUUACCCAGAGCCAGAUUGCCCUUGAUCCUGGAGGUAGCAAGGAGCCAUGGAUAGCUUUAUCCUCCAACAAUUUGUCUAACCUCCUUUUAGAGCCUUCUAAGUUUGGUGGGCAUCUAAACCUGAAUAGUUCAACUCUGCCCUGUGUGAAGGAGUCAACCGCCCACCCCUCAGCAUCACCAGAUGAAGUGCUGACACUUUUUUCCCUUGUCCAUCAUUCUGUAAACCUUGACCAUUCCUGUUCACCUUUCCCUCCCCAGGUAAAAAGCCUCAGACACUGUCAUCUUUCCUUGUAAGGUAGCUUUCCAGUUCUUCGAUAUAUUUUUUUUGACAUGUGACGAUCAAAACUGUACAUGGCGGCAUUUUAACUGCCUUGUGUUUCACCCACAUGCAAGGCCGCAAACCCCCUGACUUUAAUACUUGGUUCAGUUUAGUUAAAACAUUGAAGGUGGAAGAGGUUUUGUUUUGUACACGGAAAGCCAGACGCGAUGCUAUUUUCUGUUUGUACAACCUCUUUGUUUUAUAUUUGCAGGGUUGGUUUUUUAA
Molecule: messenger RNA, 1590 nt
Organism: Podarcis lilfordi (Lilford's wall lizard)
Lineage: Eukaryota; Metazoa; Chordata; Lepidosauria; Squamata; Lacertidae
Source: the annotation of a GenBank genome assembly